Triticum dicoccoides is the source of this 774-nucleotide messenger RNA. RefSeq lists its product as uncharacterized. The transcript has a single exon. Gene Ontology annotation, cellular component: nucleus. The record is from RefSeq and is a predicted model, not a curated record. NCBI's taxonomy places the organism in Eukaryota, Viridiplantae, Streptophyta, Magnoliopsida, Poales, Poaceae. Bases 21 to 521 code for a protein of 166 amino acids.
ACUCGCAUCGGGAGGCGAGAAUGGCACCGCACUCCCCCGCCGUGAAGCUCCAGUCCCGCGCCGCGCCGGCGCCGUCGUCGGCGAUGGGCGCGCACCGGUGGUCCCGCCCCAUCGCGAAGGGCCCGCCGCCGAAGAUCAGGAUCGUGCACGUCCUGGCGCCGGAGGUGAUCAAGACGGACCCGCGGCACUUCCGCGAGCUCGUGCAGCGCCUCACCGGGAAGCCGAAAGGCGGCGCAGGGCCCUCCUCGCCGUCCUCGUCUUCGACGCCCGAGAGCGCCGCGGCGGAGUCGUCGUCCCAGCAGGCGGCGGCAGGCGGCUCGUCGUCCGUCGCGGUCGCGGUCGCGGUCGCCCCCGAGGCGGCGGCGGCGGCGACCGUCAAGGCGGAGGUGAAGGAGGAGGAGGAGGACGGCGCGUCGCCGGAGGAAGGGCUCGGGCGCGCGUUCGGGGAGGCGGGGGGCACGACGACGAACGACGCCUUCUUCCAGGACCUCGACGAGUUCCUCCUCGGCGGAUGGCUUUAGCCUCUGAUCGGUCAGCGGCGCGCCCCCCAUUAGAGCUAAGUCGGAGAAUUUUUUGCCCCCUGCUGUUGUUGCGUAGGACGAUGGUGACGGUUCGGUUCGGUUGACAGAGAGAUCCCCCAUUUCGGCCUGGAAUUUUAAGUUAUAGAAUUGGGUUUCCUGCGAUCUGUUACUUCUCCAGUUUGUUGAUAUUUCAGUUAUGUUAUUCAAAUUUGAAUCCGCACAUGGAAAUGGCAGAUUAGUUUGGUUGUUCCGA